Messenger RNA from Aureobasidium subglaciale EXF-2481, 4111 nucleotides. RefSeq lists its product as uncharacterized. Bases 34 to 3867 code for a protein of 1277 amino acids. Gene Ontology annotation, biological process: nuclear-transcribed mRNA catabolic process, 3'-5' exonucleolytic nonsense-mediated decay. Gene Ontology annotation, molecular function: ATP binding; RNA helicase activity; RNA binding. NCBI's taxonomy places the organism in Eukaryota, Fungi, Ascomycota, Dothideomycetes, Dothideales, Saccotheciaceae. Gene Ontology annotation, cellular component: Ski complex. The transcript has a single exon. The record is from RefSeq and is a predicted model, not a curated record.
GUCGACUAGUUGAUUUAUACAAGUUUCUGGAACAUGGACGAUCUCACGCCUGCGCUCGAAAGGCUGCGUCUGGCAGAUGCGCCUGCAGGAGGAAUUGAUGCUAUCCUUGACCAGCAACGCCCAAGGAAGCGCACAAGAAGAUCGCCUGACAAGAUCCGCUCAAGUUUGGAGAAGGACUUUCUUGCGCCGUCUACAUCCUUCAGCACACCAUGGCUCGAUCGUCUGCAACAAAGAUGGGACUGUCCGACUAAUUAUGAGGAGCUCUUCGAAUUGGCUCCCACGCAAACUCGCACUAUCAUCAGAUUUACCCGUGAAGGUCUUGAGGGACGUGUCACUGGUUACAAGGAGGUUACCGUCCCUGCAAACAGUGCUACAGCAAAAAACUCUACUUCCAUAUUGAGAAAACCCGCGAAUCGCGCGGACUUCGUGCGUGGUGCUGCUGGUUUCUUCCCCUUCGCUCCUGGCGGUUUGGAUGCAGUUGAAGCCACCGCUGCUGCCGAGGACCAACUUCUGCUCGGCGCCCAGACCAACGGUACUGUUAAGCAAAGUGGUCUGGACAAGGUCAUCAACUUCGGAGCUGACGGUGCGCUACUCGAGCUGCCGCCUGGAUUUACUCGUGGUCUUGAUCUGCAAAAGAAGGCCCCCACGGAUGAGGCUACCGCUCAGGAAGUCGAGAACGUGCUUGAAGAGGAGCCUCAGGAUCCUGUAGCUGCUAAUGGAGAUGUCGCAGAUGAAGUCAAGCUUGCAGACGAGGACGAAGAUGAAGGAGAGGAAGAAGAAUUGGACGCCCUUCUGCCAGUUGAAUUCCCUGCACUAGCUGCCAGAGGUCAGCUAGGUCUUUCAAGUAACAAGAGAACUGGUCACGAAUGGGCUCACAUGGUUGAUGUCAACCGGCCUAUGACCAAUUUUCGAGAUCUGGUUCCAGAGAUGGCUCGUGAGUGGCCUUUCGAGCCCGACACUUUCCAAAAGGAAGCCAUCUACCACUUGGAGAAUGGUGACUCAGUUUUCGUUGCUGCUCACACGUCUGCCGGAAAGACGGUUGUUGCAGAGUACGCUAUCGCACUGGCAGCCAAACAUAUGACCAAGGCCAUCUAUACUUCGCCUAUCAAGGCGCUAAGUAACCAAAAGUUCAGAGACUUCCGUCAAGAGUUUGACGAUGUUGGUAUCCUGACUGGUGAUGUUCAAAUACGGCCAGAAGCAAGCUGUUUGAUCAUGACUACAGAGAUUUUGCGAAGUAUGCUGUACCGCGGCGCCGAUAUUAUCCGCGAUGUUGAGUUCGUCAUCUUCGAUGAAGUCCACUAUGUCAAUGAUCUGGAGAGAGGUGUGGUCUGGGAAGAGGUCAUCAUCAUGUUGCCUGAGCACGUCACACUAAUUCUGCUCUCUGCGACUGUACCGAACACACUCGAGUUUGCUUCUUGGGUCGGCCGCACCAAGAAAAAGAACAUCUACGUCAUCUCCACACCCAAGCGCCCGGUCCCUCUAGAACAUUAUCUCUGGGCUGGUAAGGAGAUGUACAAGAUCGUCAAUUCAGACAAACAAUUCAUCGAGAAGGGCUGGAAGGAUGCGAACGAUGUACUUUCUGGCAAGGAUAAGAUCAAGGCAGCUGAGGAGAAGCAGGAAGCAGCAGCUGCGGCUGCUAGAGGCGGCGGUUCGCAAAGAGGCGGACGUGGUCAGUCACAGCGCGGUGGUCCGCAGAGAGGUGGCGCGCAACGUGGCGGAGCCCAGCAACGUGGACGCGGUGCACCUGCCCAGCGUGCCCAAGGCAACAUUGCCCGUACAGGUCGUGGAGGCGGCAGAACAACAGCUGCUCAAGACCGUAACAUCUGGGUACAUCUGAUUCAGCACUUACGCAAGGAAGAUCUGCUCCCUGCCUGUAUCUUCGUCUUCUCAAAGAAGCGAUGCGAGGAGAACGCCGAGGCUCUGUCAAAUCUGGAUUACUGUACAGCGACCGAGAAGAGUGCAAUUCACAUGAUCUUGGAAAAGUCACUUGCCCGACUCAAGCCUGAGGAUCGCCAACUGCCUCAGAUUCGCCGUCUUCGUGAGCUGCUCAGCAGAGGUAUUGCCGUUCAUCAUGGUGGUAUGUUGCCAAUCGUCAAGGAGUGUGUUGAGAUCUUGUUCGCAAAGACUUUGGUCAAGGUUCUGUUCGCUACCGAAACGUUUGCUAUGGGUUUGAAUUUGCCAACCAGGACCGUCGUAUUCUCUGGUUACCGCAAGCACGACGGCCGUCAGUUUCGUGAUCUGCUACCCGGCGAGUACACACAGAUGGCUGGAAGAGCAGGAAGAAGAGGUCUUGACCCUGUCGGAUCAGUCAUCAUUGUCGCUCCCGGAGCCGACGAAGCGCCACCUGCUGGUCGACUGAGACAGAUGAUGCUGGGAGACCCCACCAAGCUUCGCUCCCAGUUCAGACUCACCUACAACAUGAUUCUGAACCUUUUGCGUGUAGAAGCCCUCAAGAUUGAAGAGAUGAUCAAGCGCAGUUUCAGUGAGAACGCGACCCAGGCCCUGUUGCCCGAGCAUGAACAGAAGGUCAAGCUAUCUGAGGCUGAUCUUGCGAAGAUCAAGAGAGAGCAAUGCGACAUUUGCGACAAGGAUCUCGAAGCUUGUCAUACUGCAGCCAUGAGAUAUCAGCAGCUCACUGCCGAUCUACAUCUUGCUCUCCUCGGCUCGCCGAUCGGCAGAAGAAUGCUGCAUCCGAAGAGACUUGUUGUGUACAAGAGAGAUGGAAUCAGGACUGUGGGUGUACUUCUUCGUGAAGGUGUCUCCAAGGGCAUUUCACCAAGUCUGUCGGUCAUGGAGGUCGUUCCUUCCAAGUCGAAGAGGCAGGAUGCUGAUCUACUGCCAUACCUCCCUCGCUACAGACGCCGUUUCACCCCGCAACCCGCAGAUGCUGAGCAUCUAAAGCUCAGACUUGCAACAGUACCAUACAGUGAACUCGAAUGCUUGACCGCAAGCACUCUGCAGUUUGAUGUCACAGGUGCCUCGAGCAAGAUGCCUGAAGCUAUGGAGCAGCUUAAAGAGCAGCUGCUGGGCGCAUGUUCAAGCUGGACAUCAGCCACUUGGAAUGAAGCCGACUACUCUAGAAUCAAGGAAAUCGGCAUUCGCAACAUCAUCGACGAGCGCAACAAAGCAGCCUACGAUGCACAGGAAGGCAAGGAGAGUAUUCUCUGUGAAAACCUGGACAGGCACUUCGCUAUGAUGCAUGACGAAUGGCUCAUCAAGGAGAACAUCAAUCAAUUGCGGGCCUUGAUGUCGGAUCAAAAUCUGCAGCUGUUGCCCGACUACGAACAGCGUAUCGCGGUACUCAAGGACCUUGGUUUCGUGGACGAAAACUCUCGCGUUGAGCUCAAGGGCAAGGUCGCGUGUGAGAUUCACUCUGCUGAUGAACUCGUGUUAACAGAGUUGGUUCUCGAGAACGUACUUGCCGAUUAUGAGCCAGAGGAGAUCGUAGCGCUACUCUCUGCAUUCGUCUUCCAAGAGAAGACAGAUCAGAUCCCUACCAUGACACCAGCAUUGGAGCGUGGACAGGAGACGAUCAUCAAGAUCUCUGAGAAGGUCAACCACUACCAGACGCUCCAUCAAGUCAUCCUUUCCGCCGAUGACUCUAACGACUUUGUGAGCAGACCUAGAUUCGGACUGGUCGAGGUGAUUUACGAGUGGGCACGUGGUAUGUCGUUCAACCGUAUCACCGACUUGACGGAUGUUAUGGAGGGCACUAUCGUGCGUGUGAUUACACGUCUGGAUGAGACUUGCAGAGAGGUCAAGAAUGCUGCAAGGAUUAUCGGUGAUCCGACGCUGUUCACAAAGAUGCAGACCUGCCAGGAGAUGAUCAAGCGCGACAUCUGUGCUACUGCAUCGCUAUACAUGUAAAGGAAGGGAUAAUGGGAAGAUAGCUUCGGCCUAAUACCACAGACUUUUUCAAUCACCGAUGACUGAUCCCAGAUUGCUGACCGGUGAUGCUGUAGUCGACUUGUGCUUGAUUGUGUGCUUAUGGCGUAGUUGAUUACAGGCGUCUCCAAUUUUCACUCACCACUUUUGUGCAAGUCUCAGUGCUUCCUUCCCGUAUGCAAAAUACUAGACACACCCUCUCUCUCUCUUCCUGAUGAUCAAAGCA